Molecule: messenger RNA, 675 nt
Organism: Striga hermonthica
Lineage: Eukaryota; Viridiplantae; Streptophyta; Magnoliopsida; Lamiales; Orobanchaceae
Source: the annotation of a GenBank genome assembly
AUGGCAGCUAAUUCUUCUCCGGCGAUCCUCCCCAUCUCCAACCCCCAAUCUGUCCCCGCCACCCCUGCCGACAACCACCAACUAUCUCCCCCCGCCCCUCCCUCCGCCGUACGCGCAUUCUUCUCCGGCAUCUUCUCGACUGUGCGCGGCGGCCUAGCCAACCGCCGCCCCUGGACGGAGCUCCUCGACCGAUCCGCCUUCUCCAAGCCGGAAUCCGUCUCGGAUGCCACCCUCCGCCUCCGUAAGAACUACACCUACUUCCGCACCAAUUACCUCGUUAUCAUAACCGCCGUCCUCGCCGUCUCCCUCCUGACGAAUCCCUUCUCCCUGGUCCUCCUCGCCGGCCUCCUCGCCUCCUGGCUGUUCCUCUACGUCUUCCGCCAGUCGUCAGAUCCGCCGAUCAAUCUCUUCGGCCGUCAAUUCUCCGAUCGCGAGACGCUCCUCUUCUUGAUCUUCUCAACCGUCGUCGUCAUCUUCCUCACCAGCGUCGGAUCCGUUCUCGUGUCUGCCCUCAUGGUCGGAGUCGGUAUUGUCUGCUUGCACGGUGCUUUUAGGGCUCCAGAAGAUCUGUUCCUUGAUGAGCAGGAGCAGCAGGGAGGUGCUCCUGGAUUCCUUUCCCUCUUCACCAAUGGUGCCCCGGUUGUUGCGCAGCCAACCGUAGCUGCUAGGGUUUGA